This is a messenger RNA of Coregonus sp. 'balchen', 14603 nucleotides long. NCBI's taxonomy places the organism in Eukaryota, Metazoa, Chordata, Actinopteri, Salmoniformes, Salmonidae. The record is from the annotation of a GenBank genome assembly.
GUCAUGAUUUGACCUUGUAUUUUGCCGAGUUUCCAGAACAAGGCAAGUGUAGUGUAGACUUGAGCGUACUGUCAAUCGCUGUUACAUAACGGAGAACUUUGGCCAGGCGUGCUUGAGAACUGGAGUAACAUAAAGCGGGUCAAAUGAGGAGUCUGUGAAUACAGGCUACAGCAGACCCUAGACAUGUCUUCCCAAGACUACGACUGCAUAGUGAUAGGAGCCGGGGUUCAGGGCUCUUUCACUGCCUAUAACCUUGCGAAAAAUAACAAGAACACCCUUCUACUUGAACAGGUUUGUAAUUUAUAAAGCGAGUUGGCAACAGGAUAAGAGCGUCUGCUAAAUUACAAAAAUGUUUUAAAAUGUAGGCUACCAACAAGUCGUUGCAUUGGAGUUGACACCAUAUAAAUUCAGUGGUUCUGUACGAACUAUUGAAUUUUAUGGUGUCAACUCCAAUGCAACGACUUGUUGGUAGCCUACAUUAAAAAAUUUUUUUGUCAUUUAGUAGACGCUCUUAUCCAGAGCGACUUACAGUAGUGAGUGCAUACAUUUUCGUAUUGGUCCCUCGUGGGAAUCGAACCCACAACCCUGGCGUUGCAAACGCAUGUCUACCAACUGAGCCUACGUCGUCAUAAUUACAUGAUCGACGGGGUUAUUACAAAUUAUUUAGAAGUGAUAACGUUUUUCUUUGUAUUGUUAUAUUUGGCACUUUGAACUGGUCCUACUGUAGACCUAGCUAUAGUUUCAGCAUGUUUCAAACUUCCAUGUGAAUAUGCGACAUAAGCGACUGCUUCUGUAUAUAUAUAUUUUUUUUGGGGGGGGGUGGAACUAAAUCGGGUAUCAAUUUACUGUUCAGCUUUAGAAUAGUAGAAUACACAAGGUGCAAUUUCGAAAUGUGGUUGUGUGUAAGCAGUUUUUUUCUUGUUAUGUCAAUCACUGACAGACUCAAUCAGCCCAUGUCAGCUAACAUUUUUAGAUAUGUUUGGUAAUCAUGUUAGAAUUACUGGCAGGGCACGUGCCAGGGACCCUGACCUCUAGGGGGCCACCAUUGAUUUUGUUAGUCACUCAUACUCAGAUAUCAUAUUAACCUAGAAUUGCAGAACAUUUGCUUUGAAACUGCAAAAUUUCUCUCCACCCCCAUGGCAAAAUGAGCAGAAUUGCAUGAUUUAUAAAAUUUCUAAAUCUUCUCUCCACCCCAUGGUAUAAUGUGUAAAAUUGUGCAAACUUGCUUUAAAACAGCAACAUAUUCUCUAUGCCCCAUGACAAAGUUUUUCUUAGGGCCCCAAAAAGGCUAGGGAAAAAGGUCCUGUGAAUAUGAAAAUGGCAUCUCCAACUCUGUUUCUGAAUGCCUUGUUCCUCAGUUUGUCCUGCCGCACUCUCGUGGCAGCUCUCAUGGCCAGACACGCAUCAUCCGCAAGGCCUACGACGAGGACUACUACACCCACAUGAUGGAGGAAUGCUAUCAGCUCUGGACUCAGCUGGAGAAAGAGGCCAACGUCAAGCUUUACAGGUGAGUGCCUUAAGCAAAAGUAUAAGGUCUGUCUCAAUAGCAGCGUUAGAAGAACAUUGUAAAAGCUUUAUACCAGAACACUGAGAUUUGUCGCAUUCAAUGUGUUUCGCCAGUGUUCAAGCAGCAACUCAAUCUGUGUGAGCUAUAGAUGGAUGACUUUCUCAUUACCUCACACAUCACUGAAUCACCCCAGACAGCUCCCUGCCUGCCUUUGAAUGUGGAACAAGGAUUUUUUCGUCUCAAUAAACCCCAAUUCUCAUUCCCAGAGCGAAGAGGGUUUGUUCUUGUAAAUACUACAGCAGGAUCAAAGUUGGAGCCAGACAGUCAGAGCCUUCAACCUCUACCUCCCCACCUAAAGCUUCCCUGAACCAUUGUCUUAGUUUGAAACCCCAUUUGGUUGUCAGUAUCAGUCAGCUGCAUAACAAAUUGAUCAUUAUACUGUUAGAUGACUGAUGGAUCAAUCACCAGUCUUCUACCCCACCCAUGUUAUGUUCCCAAGGCAAGCACACAAUAGCUAUAGAUGUACCUCCCUCGGAGCAGCCAUCCAUGGCAGAUGACUGAUCGGUCCCCACACUAAGGCCACCUGUGCCCUUGGGCUGGAUAAAACUGCAGCACAAUGAGAAAUGUUGAAGCUAUGGCUGCGUGAAUCUUUCUGAGCAAUGCUUCACGCCUCUGUCGUUUCUCAGCCCUGGGGAUGGACUUUGAGAUGGGUUGGACGAUAACCAAAAGCCCUUUGGCCACAGGCCAUUCUGUAUAGCGGUAUGGCCACACACAUACAUUGCAACCAGCGAACCAGCAUCACUCAGUCAUCACAUGGGUGGCAUGGAAGCAUGCAUCAUGUUUAGGAUCUUAUAUGCACUCACGCGCUCUCCUUCGCUCUCACACACACACACACCACACACACCACUGUGGAGAGCAGGACACACUCCUAAAAUUCUCUGAUGAAUGGGUAAAGCCGUUAGCAGGUGAUGGCCCAUGCGUCAUGUCUGUUGACAGAUGUUGGAGCAGCCUUUAGCCAGCCAUCCAUCCAUCAACCAGACUGCUGCAUUAGGGCCCCCUGUGUUUCAUAACCUUUCACUCUGAGACCCUAUAACUUACCACAGGCUGGGAUUUUACAACAUUAAUUAUUCUCAGUGUACUCUGUUUACAAACUGUUGUUUCAUCAGAUUGCCUUCAUUAGAUUAGAUUGUAAGAGGCCAUCUGGGACCUUAUUUACAGUACAUGUAUGGCAAGCUGUUGAUUGAUUUACAAGGCUUGCUUUAUGUUGUAGAUGUUAAGGUUCAAACCACUUGCAAAUAUGACGAAUGAGUUUGAACCCGGGUCUUCUAUGUAUCACACACAGGAGGUUGGUGGCACCUUAAUUGGGGAGGACGGGCUCAUAGGGAAUGGCUGGAGCGGAAUGGGUGGAAUGGUUUCAAAUGCCAUUCCAUUAGCUCUGUUUCAGCCUUUAUUAUGAGCCGUCCACCCCUUAGCAGCCUCCUGUGGUAUCACAAGACUGUGUUAGCCUGCUGAGCUAAAAGCCAUUAGCUCGGGGGGCUAACACACGUCUUGGGUCUCAGACAUGGUUAUUCAUCAUGUGAGCAUGGUUCUCUGAACCCCAAUGAUUUUAGCUUAGCGCUAGAUUCAAUCCGUAUCACGGAAGAUCUGCGUUAUAGCGCAAUUGAAAUGUGAAGAUAAUUUCCGGUUGAGCCGACAUAUGCAGCGUAUAGCAUGAAUGCAGUCUCCGUAAACACGGAAACUUGAUUUUAAAAUGUAAUCGCGCUAUUGUGCGGAUCUUCCGUGAUACGGGUUGAAUCUAGGCCUUAGUUUAUCUUAGUUUAUUUAUUUCCACAAAUGAAAACCGGAUAUUCACUACAUGGUGAUUAGGACCUCCUCUCCCAGACGUACAGGUCUGCUAGUGAUGGGUCCAGAGAAGGGGGACUACCAGGUGUUCAAGUCCACACUGGAGAGGAACAAGGUUCCCAUAGUGAUCCUGCCGAGGGAGGAGUUCAGCCAACACAUCCCCCAUGUUAACCUGUCCCAGGGAAACGCAGCCCUGGUGGACACCACUGCCGGAGUGCUGUACGCUGACCGCACACUCAAAACAGUACAGGUAAGAUGCUGUAUGCUGACCGCACACUCAAAACAGUACAGGUAAGAUGCUGUACGCUGACCGCACACUCAAAACGGUGCAGGUAAAAGUGACACAGUUUUGGUAUGUAUUGUUUACAAAUCUGUAAAAGCCAUUCUGGAUUAUGUUUGCAUCCUAGAGGAGAUCAUUAUUACUAGAUGCUGUUAAUUGAUUGGCCUUGUACCUUUAACCCACAUUGGCUCAGUGCUUCUUCUAGGGUGUGAUAAGAACUCCAUAAAGUACAGCUUUCCCUUUCCUUUAAUGCUGUCCUGUUUAUCCUUUACAUUACCCCAAUGCGUCAGACUCUGUAAUGAUCAUUCAUUAGUCUUUAUCAGCAGCUAGGUAAUUAUGUUUUGACCACUAAUUAGGAAAUACAUGAUGGCUUGUACACACAAUUUGGGAAUACUGUAUAUGGUGUAAGUGAGACAGCUAGACAAAGAAAAUAUGAACUGAACGAUGACAUAUAGCUUUCAUAUGCCUAGGUAGACAAUGACAAAAGUAGUAGUAUUUUUUGACAACUUUUUAUAGCAUUGAAUUCAGUUUAUUCAGACAUUGGCAAGGAGAAACAAAGCAUUGGAGAGAAACAGCCUGAAAACACCAACUGAAACGCUUUAUUAUUUUACUGCUGCCUCGGAACAAUGGUCCUGUCUUGUAUUGAUUGAACAGAUUUUUCCUCUCUUUUGUUCAGAUCAAGCAUAAAGCAUACAUUACAACUUGUCGUUAGUUGUGAUUAUAGACGUUUCUACAGCCGCCAAGAUUACCACCAUGCAUUCUCAUUCUGUCUGAAUGUCUAGUUUCAUAACCUCCUAUCAACAUUCUGUCUCACAAUCUGCCAGCAUCGAUCAUUUCUUAUUUAUGUUUUGUGAAGGGGUGGGGUAUCUGUGUCUUUGAGAGUUUGCACAUGUGCAUAACCAUGAGUGUUUUUCCACUAUAUGUGCAGUGGUGAUUUUAGCAUGAAAAUCUUGGUGGGGCAAACAACAUUUUUUAUAAUAUUCAUGCCAGCAAAGCCACUACACAACACAACACUAAACAACACAUUAAAUGCACUAUAACAGUGACAAAUGGUGCACACAAACUGUUAGGGCCUACAUAAAGCUGUCCCAACAGCAUAAUUUUAUUUUCAGCACCAUGGAGUGAAUCCUUACCACCGCUACACCUGGCUAUCAGCAGAGCCUUGUCUGGCAGCAAAACAGUUAAUUCAGCCUCAUUUAUUGCCUUUUUAUAAAACAUAGCUGAUAUGGCUUACUUGCUUAAACAAAUGUGGUUUCUACUGACAACUGAGAUGUACAAACUAUGGCAUAAGGGAAUGCCGAGCGUAUAGGAGGCAAUCUGUAAUUUCGAUUAAGACAUUAAUGAGCGAGGGAAGACGGACGUAGUCAAUAUAACUAUUUGUUCAGCACUUUUGAAAUGAACAGCGACAGAAUUCAGAAAAUGGGCCAUUCUUACAGUAUUGUCCCUGUACACCAAGUCAGACCCGUAGGAUAAAUAAAGGGGGCAUAUAAGCAGACAAUGAAAGCUCUUACAAUAUUCGAUGAUUACAUUUCUCUAAAACAGGUUAUAGGCUACAUGUACACCACCAAGUCAGAACAGUAGGCUAAGUUAUGAGGGGGAAAGGGACCCAAAUUAUUAGGGUGAGGCACAUGGGCUACUAACAGCUUACUACACAACAUACACGUAGUAUUACUUUCUUAGCUACAGUAUACAUAUCUCCCUGGCAUAUUACAUAAUUUAUGCAGCAGCAUACAAUACAUUUUUGGACUCACCGUUGUUGUGCUCACUGAAUGGGAAGGUGGCGCGGCGAUCCUUCUUGUGGACAUAUUUUGUCAUUAAACUUUGCCAUCAGUCUGGCAUUCUCUGGAUUAAUGGUGCUUUCAAGACAACUGGGAACUCGGAAAAAAACAAGGUUGAAUCAUGACGUCAGUGAUCUUCAGGUCGGAGCUCUAGAAAGAGGCCAGAGUUCCCGACUUGGAAUUCCGAGUUGGAUGACCGUUAAAAACUUUCCAGAGUUCCCAGUUGUCUUGAACUCACUGAAGUCUUAGAUUUCCCAAUUCCGAGUUUCCAGUUGUUUUGAACGUGGCAGAAGUCAUGCUGGAUUGACAGCAUGGCCAAUGUAUUCAACCUUUUCUGGCCCAUGGUGUUGCGUGUGACUGUUUAUCCUUUUAAGCUUGGAAAAGAGACCCUUAAACCCAGACUUGGACCACACACCCUCUCCACCGAAUAGCAGGCAGGGGAAGCAAAAUAGUGAUUGCUUUGCAACACUUGCAGUUAGCCACUGAUUCCUUCCAAACCACUCAUUGUUGCAUUUGUGAAUUCCAACUUGAUGUGUAAUGUUUAUGUCCAAUGGCCGAUGAGCACUGAUACGUUUUAUCUAUAAUUUCUCUUCAUAUGAAAAGGAUUUGCCAGUAGAUUGUCGACGUGAUUCAUGAUGAUGACUGUUUGUCUAGCUUGCUAGCUAAGAUUUUGAAAGUAUGAUGUUGACAUGAUCAGUCCAAUCAAAGCUACAGUAGAUAUAACGUGAUUUGACGUAAUUGUAUCUGUGGCCAAUGACCUUGAGCCUUCUUGGAUGGGCACUUCUAAUGUAAAUCAAUGGCAGCACCCAAGGGGGCUUGAACUGCCUAGCUCUCCUGUAGAUUCUGUGGUGACGUAGUGUCCCCAUAAGUGACAGAACACUGAGCCAAUCACAGCGCAACUAGAGAAGAUUACCAAUGCCUAUGCUCUGUAUUUUCCGCUGGCUGCCCCUCCACCACAGAAAGCACUGAGCUAGGCUGAAACACCUGCAUUAGGAGACCAUGUUUGUAUGCAGCGUUGUUUUUUAAAAAACAUUGUUUGCAAACUGAAAUGUGACACGUAUUAAUACCAAAAUAACAUGCAAAACAGGUGGGGCUCAAAACAGGUGGCUCUGCCACACCUGCCCUGAAUGACGGGUCGCCACUGUAUAUGUGUGUUAACUGUGUGAUUAUGAGCAAAACUACUCUCACUUCAAGUCUGAAGCCAAGGUCUCUUAGAUAUCUCUCUGUCAGAGGUCUCUGUCAGACCCAGCUGUUACCAUGACAGCCGUUACUAUGUGGAGACAGACAGACUACCCUUCUCUGACUGUAUCAUUCUGAGCCUCCUUGGCCUUGUACCAUUGUACACAGAGACUUCUAGAACACUCCACCAUUCUGCACAAUAACUCAUCCAUCACAAUCAGCAGAUGGGCUGUAUCUCACAGGCUCACAGAGGCACCCAGGUCUCUUACCUGCACUCUAUUCUAGUAGAUAUUAAGACUGCUUCAUUACGGUUUCAGCUGCCCUGCCCCUUGGUUGGCUCUCUAAUACCUGCCUAGACAUCCACAUUCCACUCCCUUCCUGUUAAACUUUAACUAACCCUCGAUGGAGGAGAAGUUCACCUCAGGAUUAGUUGUGACUGGGAUGCUGAUAUGGACUGUAAACUUCACUUGCAUUGUGGUUGGUUUAUUUACACGUUACCUGCUUGAUACUAUUCCACUUUAGUUACUAAGGUUCCUCUGUGUCCGUUUGGUCUCAUUCAUUUUGAACACACCUUGCGUACCUUACACUACAGUAACUGUUCUCUCUCUCCAUCACCAGGGACAGUUCCAGAAAUUGGGGGGCAUGAUCAAGGACGGACAAAAGGUGAUUGACAUCACACCGGGCUCUGUGGUAACCGUGACGACAGUCAGUGGGAUGUACAGAGCUAAGCACUUGGUGAUCACAGCUGGACCCUGGGCCAACACCCUGCUGUCCCACACAGGCCUUCAGCUACCACUGCAGGUAGGCUACUCACUACCUCCAACAUGAGCUCACACUCCAAUGCACUCCAGUGGAAUGCUGUCCACUACUGUCACACUAGGCAUGCUGUGAUAUGCUCCAUAUCUUUGGUCAAACCGCACUGUCACACGUUAUGCACUCAAACACAAAUAGACAAUAUGGCACUUGCAAUCAAGCUUUACGGAGCAUGUAUUUGACAGCACAAGAUUUAAGAAAGGAUUUAAAGCAGAAAGGAUUUAAAGCUCUAUUCCAGAGUUCAGCACGCAACCAUAAAACCCAUACCCAUUCACAUCAUUCUUGUUAGUAGAUAAGGGCAACAUUUUCAAGUCAAAUUUUCCCCAAAUAUAGCCUCACUCCCCCAGGCUAUAAGCAGGGAGCGAUGACUCGCCAUAGCUCUGGUUGGUUCACAGCAAACCAAGAGGGAGAGUCUGCAGCCCAGUGCUGGCGGAACACUCAGUCUACUAUGAGGAAUAAACUAAACAAACACAUUCCCAGACUAUCUUUUACACAGAGCGGUAGGGAGGGAACCAGCCAAGCAAUCUCACAAUAUAUCACCCACCCAAAAGAAAAGGUGCUGAAAAAAUACUGGGCGUUAUUUAAGUAGAGAAUUGGAGUUUGUAUUGGAAUUGCAUUAUUCAGGAAAGCGAGAGGGGCCCGUGGAAGCCAUGCCUGAGUGAGCGCAUAGAGAAAGUAUGAGGUAUGAGCUCGCCUUAAAUAAUGCUCUCUGUCUGUCUCUCUGUCUCUCUCUACUGAAUUUUUAUGGUCCCCAGAAUGAGACGGCUGCCUGUUAGUUCAUUAAACUGAAAGCUAGCGAACAUUGUGUCCUUAUUACCACGUGCAGGGAAGAUGUGAUUUGUAUGAGUGUGUAUGCAUUUAAUUAUAUCCCCAUUCUCACUGCCACUACACCACCGCUACCUUUGUAAUUGCAGUUGGAUUCGAUAAAACUAUGGUAAUGGGUAACAUGAGGGAGGGAAACAUCUUCCCAAGUGCAAGGAUCUUCUUUAAUCAAACCCAGAAUAAUUUCUAUGGAGGCUUAUGCCUGGGCCCCGGGUCCUUGCACUAUGCGGAUGACUGUCUAUUUGUCUGUUGCUUCCCUGAUUAACUAGGUGAUAAAGAUUAAUGUGUGCUACUGGAGGGAGAAGGUCCCUGGCUCCUACAACAUCCAGCACCGCUUCCCCUGCUUCAUCCAGCUGGAGUCAGAGGAGGCAAAGCAUCACAUCUACGGCCUCCCGUCCAAUGAGUACCCAGGCCUGAUGAAGGUGGGCUCAAUUCAGCCAGACAAAAGAAAAUACCCCCAAAUAAACCACCUUGUUCAGUUAGGUUUGGGCUUUUAGAUACCAUAAUGUUCCACACAGGAUUCAGUGAUGCCUUUGCUUUAGGUCUCAAGCAAGUUUACUAACCACACAAGCAUAGUUCACCAAACCACCUCAAUUACACUGUUUCCUGGUCUUAUUGUAUUGAAUUUAAAUAGAAAUACGUUAAACUUUUGCUGACCUCAGAAGUAGGGCAGCAACACUGUCUGCCUCCAAAGUUCUCCAACACUUCCGGAUACAUAAUCACAGGGUAAUGUUGACUGUGUUUUGCGUUUCCAUUUUCUAUUCCAUCUCUAUUUUGAGCAUGAUGGAGAGCUAGCAGGAGUUGGGAGAGUAAUAGCAGCACCCAACAUGCAGGCAAAGGAGGGGGACAGAUGGCUGUGCCACAUCACAUUAUUCACUCUGUGGUGUAGUCAACAGUGCUUUGUAACCCAUGUACUGUAGAUAGAUGGCUAAUGCUCAAUCAGACUAAGGCAUUUUAUUUUCAAAGGUAAUUACCUUUCAAAAUAAAAGUUGGCCACACUUCAUAGAACAUUGCAUUUAUAUUACAUAGGCCUUAUACUGUUCUACCUACAGUCGAUGUUCCUGGUAAGUGCACUUAGACUCUAAGUUGAAUGCAGUUUGUUGAUGUUGAUGUUGUUUUUCUUCUCUGUUUGAAGCUUUGCUACCACACUGGCCCUGAGACGGACCCUGACGAGAGGGACAGACAGACGGACAGGGGGGACAUAGACAUCCUACAGCGCUACAUCACCCGCUGCUUCCCUGGCCUGGUGCCCAUCCCUGCUGUGGUGGAGAGCUGCAUGUACACAGUGAGUAUUACCAGUCUCAGAGCUGCAUGUACGCAACGUUAACAUCUCUGCUGCUUACUGUAUCCCAGAAAUGGCCAUAUUACAGUAAUGGCCCACAAUGGCAAUUUACUCUGAAUCGGUACAAUUAGUGUACCAUCAUCCUUUCAGUUGGACUUAAUUAUUUAUAAUAAAACAAAUCUUUGAUCUUCCCACCAAGGAAAGGUACAGAAUAGAAAUGGGAUAAGGGUGGUUCUGGAUUUGAAAAUUCAGAGAGGGAACCAUUGUCCUGUUUGCCAUGCCAAUCACAUCACAUGCUGCACGGCUGCAUUACCUUUGGGAUUCAAACACUAAUGGAAAACAUCACAGACACUGAAUAUCAUUGGAAACCACAUGUCAUUCCUGUCCCGUAGUCAGAGUAGCCUACUGCAUGGAGAAUGGGGCACAGUAGGGGAGAGUGGGGUAAGUUGAGCCUUUUUACAUUCAGCAUCACUCUGUCAACAUAUAUUUCAGGAUGUUGUGUAUCCCAGGAAAUAAUCAGAAUUCAUGUAAACAUUACAGUUUUGAAAACAUAGCUUGUCCGGGUAUGGGGUAAAUUGAGCCGCGGGACAAGGUAAGUUAAGCCGCCUACAAAUUUCUGUAAUGAAUGAAAUAUUACCACUACCUUUUUAAAACCAUGUCUAUCUUUAUUUCCCAAACACAAUUCCUCACAAUCACCUUUUGGUAUUUUAAUCAUUUUAAGCAUCUUUUAACACAGGCUUAACAUCUAGCAAACACUUUGUACUUUUUAAAACACUUUUAACAUAGGCCAGGCCCUGUUGUUACCUCAUAUCCCAGAGAUAAUGCCUUGCAUUAUGCUUGGGAAGAAAACACUUCAAUUUGUUUAACUUGCCAUUGGCUCAACCAUUGGCUGAACUUACCCCAAGGCAAAAGUUUUCACUAUAUUAGCCCACAUAGCUACAAGGAUGCACUAUCUUGCUAGGUUUAGGACCUCAUAUUGAAGCUGAUAGAGACCCCAACUGAUGUAUAGAACAAUCUUUAAAUUAUCUACUUUGGUUUAGAUACAAGCAUCAUGAAACCUCUAACAAUACAUUCAUUUGACUUGGUGAAAAUCUGUUUUUUGGACCUAUGCUAUAUAUACAAAAGUAUGUGUACACCCCUUCAAAUUAGUGGACUCGGCUAUUUCAGCCACACCCGUUGCUGACAGGUGAAUAAAAUCGAGCACACAGCCAUGCAAUCUCCAUAGACAAACAUUGGCAGUAGAAUGGCUUUACUGAAGAGCUCAGCGACUUUCAACAUGGCACCGUCAUAGGAUGCCAACUUUCCAACAAGUCAGUUCGUCACAUUUCUGCCCUGCUAGAGCUCCCCUUGUCAACUGUAAGUGCUGUUAUUAUGAGUGGAAACGUCUAGGAGCAACAACGGCUCAGCCGCGAAGUGGUAGGCCACACAAGCUCAGAGAACGGGACCACCGAGUGCUGAUGUGCGUAGCGCGUAAAAAUCGUCUGUCCUCGGUUUCAAUACUCGCUACUGCGUUCCAAACUGCCUCUGGAAGCAACGUCAGCACAAUAACUGUUCGUCGGGAGCUUCAUGGCCGAGCAGCCACACAGAAGUCUAAAAUCACCAUGCGCAAUGCCAAGCGUCGGCUGGAGUGGUGUAAGGCUCGCCGCCAUUGGACUCUGGAGCAGUGGAAAUGUGUUCUCUGGGGUGAUGAAUCACGCUUCACCAUCUGGCCGUCCAACAGACGAUUCUGGGUUUGGCGGAUGCCAGGACAACACUACCUGCCUGAAUGCAUAGUGCCAACUGUAAAGUUUGGUGGAGGAGGAAUAAUGGCCUGGGGCUGUUUUUCAUGGUUCGGGCUAAGCCCCUUGGUUCCAGUGAAGGGAAAUCUUAACGCUACAGCAUACAAUGACAUUCUAGACAAUUUUCUGCUUCCAACUUUGUGACAACCGUUUGGGGAAGGCCCUUUCCUUUUUCAGCAUGACAAUGCCCCCGUGUACAAAGCGAGGUCCAUACAGAAAUGGUUUGUCGAGAUUGGUGUGGAAGAACUUGACUGGCCUGCACAGAGCCCUGACCUCAACCCCAUCGAACACCUUUGGGAUGAAUUGAAACGCCCAAUUGAAACGCCCAACAUCAGUGCCUGACCUCAGUAAUGCUAUUGUGGCUGAAUGGAAGCAAGUCCCUGCAGCAGAUUUUUCAACAUCUAGUGGAAAGCCUUCCCAGAAGAGUGGAGGCUGUUAUGGCAGCAAAGGGGGGACCAACUCCAUAUUAAUGCCAUGAUUUUGGAAUGAGAUGUUCGACGAGCAGGUGUCCACAUAAUUUAGGUAAUGUAGUGUAACUUGCUUACCACUUUUUCCAUAUGGUUUCUUCCUUCACAGACUCCAUGAAAUUAUAUUUGGUCAAAUAUACAUUUUGUAUAUGGUUUCCUAGAAACAAGGGUGGCUCAACUUAUCCCUUUGGUUCAACUUACCUCACUCUCCACUAAUGGAUGUCAUCUCCAAUCCCCAAACAGAUGGCAGUUGGGGUCCGAAAUGGACAGGAUUUAUUCUUCUCAGAUGAGUUUCUUUAACCAAGCUACUGGUUCCCUCAAUCUUUUCUCUCUCUUUCCCUCCAUCACUAUCCCAUUACCACAUUUCGCCUGAUUUGCCUCCCCCUCUCUUGUUCUCUCUCUCAAUUCACCAUCUCUUUCUGUUGCAGGUCACGCCAGACAACCAUUUUGUCCUGGACCACCAUCCCACUCACAGUAAUAUCGUUAUCGGAGCAGGAUUCUCAGGUGUAUAUGUGCUGAACAUGAGUAUUGUCUUUCUUUCUGGCCCAACAUAACAAGUCCCGCAGCUCCACAUCAUACCCCAACAUGGCUGCAUCCAUAGUGUCACUCACAACAUACAGUAUAAUAGUGGAUGUGUGUGGAUGAGCAAAAGCCCAAAGAGUUUAGCUUUAAAAUGUUUUUUCAACACUGACACCCGGCACACACUCUGGCCCAGAGUGGUGCUGAACAUCACAGAGCCCUCUGAACCUACUUCAGCUCUGUGUGCUGUAGCUGUAUCUUAGAGCGAGAUCUUACACAGGGAAAAGUCAGACAACUUUUAAUUAGACAGUCUUUCAAGCCGGCUGUGAAGGGUGAAGAGUUGAGCUUUGAGUCCAGACCCAUUUUAUUCCCUAAUUAACGUCUUUGAGGUGCUCUCUCUGUCUGCUCGCUUGCUCUCUCUCUGUCUGUCUUUCUCUGUCUGUCUGUGUGGGGCGGGUGAGGCAGUGUGGGGGUCCUCUCCUCCCUGUCCCAAUGGGCCGACGGCUGGGGUCUCCUGGCUCCUGUUCCAUCUGCUCUGAUAGCCGCCUCCUACAGUAAUUAUAUGUGUAAUUAAUUUCCACUUGUAAUAGUUUUUAAAGGACCUGGCUGGCACACAGUGCAGUUGGCUGGUGAGAGAGAGAGAGUGCUACUGGAUAACAAGGAGGAUUAGCUCCGCGGGUUAGAGAAAGCCAUUUGAGAAGCCACAUAAUCAAUACAAGUAUGAAUUGAAGAAGUGUUUUGCUUCUGAACCCAUUGGUCCCUUGGUGGUAGAAUCUGAGGGGUAAGACAUUUUUAUUUUCAAGUCCUUUUUCAAUGGAAAAUGAACCAUAAUAGGAUGACUGUUCAUCACGGUCUAUUAACCUGUUCAACUUGCAUUUACCAUAUUAUCAGUGUUUUAACCCAGGUGCUCUAGUAAAGACUGUGCAGCACUGUGCUGUGUUCAAUCAGUGCACAGGGUUAAUCGCAAUACUACAAAAAAUGUGCAGCUCCUCUUUCCCCUCUUCCCCCUCCCCCUCCUCUGCUUGAGUUAUCAAAAGCCAUAAGCACUUUAAAGCAAGUCCUGGGGGUUGCCAUGGUUACAAAGGCACCCAGCGGGUUUGGGCCUGCCAUCGAGGGCCCCUCACCUCUUCCUACAAAAAACACAUGUGGCGAACUGUCAGAGUGGCCUACAGUUCGUUCGCUAUAGCCCCGGAUGCAAAUCACUGAGGCUUUUAUGACUUCAAAGCCUGGCUGGAUCCAUGGGAGCUCUGAGAACUUUAUCAGGCAGAGAGAGAACUCAUGCAAGGCAUUCUUAAGCCCAGUUGACAUUCAGAGUUUUCCUUCCUCCCUCAGACCCAUAGCAACAAGAAGAAUUCACCUCUCCUGAGUAGAGCGUCAGUUUCCUCAACUCACCCCUAGGCUGACAGCUCACGGCAGGCUCAUCGCUGAAAGGAGGGACAAAUCUCCUUCAUUUAUCUCUGGCUUGAGCCCACUUAAAUGAAUAGAUGCCCUGUGACGGUCAGCGCAAUAGCUCCUGUCCUCUUUUAUGUCAGGCGGCUCAAACAGACCGCCUGACUCAGACAAUGGGCCAGAAACACACAGGUUAUUUAUAGAGGCCCAUUGUGGUGUUCCACAUAUAUUUCAGCACAUUAUAGACUCUUGGCAAACCUGAAAUGACACCCUUUACCCUAUUUAGUGCACUAUAUCCCCCCUUUAUAGAGCCUAAAUAAAGCCUAUAGGGUGCUCUUGAGAUGCAGCCUCUGAGUUUGAUGACCUACCUGCCUCACUUACUGUGAUUUGUUCUCCCCCCAGGUCACGGAUUCAAGUUUGGCCCAAUCAUUGGCAAGCUGCUGUGUGAACUGAGCCAGGGAGAAGUGCCCUCCUAUGACCUCUCCCCCUUCAGAAUCAGACGCUUCCAAGCCCACUCCAAGUCAGCACUGUAGGAUCGGGAUCGUUGGCUAUAACAACCAUUUUUCUCAGGAACCAGACCUUUACAAAAUGAAGAAAUUGAAGGUUUUCAUACCAGUGUGGCUGAAGCCUAAACAAACAAUGGUCGCUCGCAAAUAAAUAUUUACUUUUCAAGCUAAUCGUUGAGAAAAGUGACGUAGGGAUGAGAGCCUUGAAAUGAGAUGUGGAAACAAAUCAAUGAUUCACUAAAGCUGAUCUCUCAGCUGCUGUGUUGUUAAUACUGCUCUGUAAAUCAUACUCUCAUAGCCUCUGUUUGGACCUGGGACCCAUCCUGCAUCAUUUCAAACCAGACUAAUAAUAAUAGUAAUAAUAAUGUAUUACAUUUGUAAUGCACUUUUCAUUAUACAAGAAUAAUAUCAAAGUGCACAAAAUAAAAGAACAAAUAAAAA